Stylonychia lemnae is the source of this 1032-nucleotide messenger RNA. NCBI's taxonomy places the organism in Eukaryota, Ciliophora, Spirotrichea, Sporadotrichida, Oxytrichidae. The record is from the annotation of a GenBank genome assembly.
AUGAAAAAUAAAAAUCUAAAGUUUACUUAAUUUGAGAAAGAUCAUGUUUUGUAACUACACAAACCACUUGAAAGAAGAGAAUAAAGCAUCAUUGAAAACAUUUCUAAGAAUGAGGAUGAAAAGUCUUUAAUUGAUGAAGACCAAGGUGGAUCAGAUAAUGAAAAAAAGGAUGAGCCAUCAAGAGUAGGGGAUUCUGAUGAUAAAAACUCAACUUAAUUGAUCAAGGCCAAAAAAGACUCAAAGCUAUCUUAAUCCCCAAAAGCAUACAAAUAUUACUAUGAGAAGUACUUGUUUCAUGAUAGAAAUAUGACUUUAGAUAUCUAAAAAAAUAAAAGAGCUUAUUUUUCAUCCUUCAAAAGUGUGCCAAGGGAAAGACAAGAGUAUGUAGAUAAUUUACAGAACAUCGAUACUCUUAAUUAAAAACCUCGAGUCUCUCAAAGCCCUUCCUAAGAAUACAUUGAUAAAAGACAUGGCCAUCAUAAUAGUAUACACACAUUGGAGGAUUUAAGAUCUAAAUCAACAAUACAAAAAAAAUAAAAAACUCUUGAUCUUACUAAAAAUUAAAGAUAAAAGGAAAAGAGUGAAUUGGUUAUAGACGAUCAUGAUUAAUCUUUCAAUGAUAGUUCAAACAUUCUUAAUCCUAGUCCUUAUAAAAAUGCUUCAAUAAUUCAUUAGAGUAGUAGUUCUAUUAAAAAUUCUCCGAGUCCUUAAAAAAUGAGACAAGGUUGGGACAAUGCUCAUGGCAUGUUGGAUCUAAAUAAAUAAUCUGAAAGGAAAUUUGUCUUUGAAAAUUUAAUCAGGAUCAAUGAACACAGAUUUGACUACAUAUAACUGCCAGUAAUUUACAGUAAGAAUAGAAAGGUGGUAGGGGAUGCUAAUUUUGGGAAAGGAUCAUCUAGAAAAGAUCUAUUUAAAUUGCCUGAAUAUUAACCAUCCUACAAUGCAAACUAUGAAAUUACUUAGAGAAAAAAUCCUCAAUUGGUUAAUAUGAACGUUAAGUAAAUGAAGGAAAUAUAUCACAAUAUUCAAUGA